AAUAAAAAAAAAUCACAAUAUAUUUCCAUUUCUAUCGAGAUAUCCAAUGAAAACCGUCCUUCGGGUUCAUACCAUUUCUCCUCUUUGCAAAUUCCAACAUCAUACAUGAACAUAAUACAUGCUCCUAACUUCUUUUUGGCUCCUCUUCAGUAAUUCAGUAAUUGCUCGGAAUUCUCAGUUCAAUUUUGUCUUCUUUUAUUAACUACAAACGUUUACUUCUCUCAUAAUCACUAAUCCCAUCCUUUUCUAUGCAAAAUUGGCACAAUCUAAACUCCCUAAUUACAGUGUACACUAAUGGCUUCUACUCAAUUUCUUCACAGUUCAAUUCUCUACAACUCUUUCAAUUCAACGAAAAGAAGCAAUUUUUCUACAAUUAGAGUAAAUGGGUCUCCUAAUUACCAAAAAAUUAAUCUUGGAAGGCACCCAUCUUUCAAACCCAUGUCUUCUCUUGACCCACAACAAUCUGGGGAAAGAAGAAAAAUUGAGAUUGUAUAUAACCCAGAAGAGAAACUGAACAAAUUAGCAGAUGAAGUAGAUAAGGAAGCUGGUCUUUCUAGGCUCACUCUUUUCUCACCUUGUAAGGUGAAUGUCUUUCUGAGAAUAACUGGAAAGAGGGAGGAUGGGUAUCAUGAUUUGGCAUCCCUAUUCCAUGUAAUCAGUUUGGGGGAUAAAAUUAAAUUCUCUUUGUCACCUUCAAAGACCAAGGAUAGUCUAUCAACAAAUGUGCCUGGAGUCCCCCUGGAUGAUAGAAAUCUGAUAAUCAAAGCCCUAAAGUUGUAUCGCCAGAAGACAGGCAGCGACAAGUAUUUUUGGAUUCAUCUUGAUAAGAAGGUUCCCACAGGAGCCGGGCUUGGAGGAGGAAGUAGCAAUGCUGCUACGGCUCUUUGGGCAGCUAAUCAAUUUAGCGGGGGUAUUGCAACGGAGAAAGAACUUCAAGAAUGGUCAAGUGAGAUAGGGUCUGAUAUUCCUUUCUUCUUCUCUAAUGGAGUAGCAUAUUGUACUGGCAGGGGUGAGGAAGUUAAAGAUGUUCCACCGCCAAUACCUUUGGACACUCCAAUGGUCCUAAUAAAGCCCCCAGAAGCGUGCUCUACUGCCCAAGUUUACAAGUGCCUUCGUUUGGAUCAAACUAGCAAGGUCGAUCCAUUGUCUUUGCUGGAGAAAAUCUCAAGAGAGGGGAUCUCUCAAGAUAUUUGUAUCAAUGAUUUGGAGCCUCCUGCAUUUGAAGUUCUUCCAACUCUGAGAAGAUUAAAACAAAGGAUAAUUGCAGCCAGUCGUGGGCAAUAUCAUGCUGUUUUUAUGUCUGGAAGCGGGAGCACUAUUGUUGGGAUUGGUUCUCCAGAUCCGCCACAAUUUAUCUAUGAUGAGGAAACAUACAAGGAUGUCUUCAUAUCUGAGGCUACCUUCAUCACUCGAGAAGAGAACGAAUGGUAUUCAGAGCCUACUUCGGGCUGUUCUACUGGCUCAGUUGCUGAAUUCUCGCGGCCACUGAGUGACGGAAUUGCACAAUAAAAAUGAUGUGUUGGAAGUACGUAAUUUUGCGGUAAACUUUCAGAUAGAACUUCAUACCGUGUAGAGCAAAUUUAUCGCUACAACCGCUGAAUGAAGGAGAGUUUUAAGCUCAUCUUUUGCUGCACAUAACAACUCAUUGAUGUCCGGACGAAGGAGUAAUCUUCUUUUCGGGUGGAGUGCGCUGGAUUUGCUUCUUUCUGGCGCUAAGUUUGAUAGCUAUAAAUAUAUAAAAAAAUCUGAAAAAAAUUCAUGAGUAACCUAGACAAAAUUUUAUCGAGAUUCAAAAAAAGAAACACCCAAAUUGGACUUCUGUAGCCAAAGAAAUCGUCUCCAAAGUCAAGUGAAAAACUGGAUGAAUUCUAACCGUUUUGUUUUACCACCAAAACGCGAUUUUUUCUGAUGGAUCUCUUCACUAAAUCUCCGAUACCAAAUGAUGUAAGUGUAAAAGACACCCUCCAAAUUGUUGGAUGAUGAAUCUAAACUCAAGGACCCAAAAGUACUCACAAGAACACUUGAAAACACUCGAAACUAAGAUAGUUACCAAAUCACAAGGACAAAUUUAAUGGUCUGGGGUUCUAAGCCAGAGAUAAGACUCAAAACAUAAACUAGAAACACAAGGUUUUUUUUUAUUAUAAUCACUCAAAGCUGAUUUCUUAUUACUAUUAACUCUCUAUAUAGUGAAUGAGACCAACAAGAUAAUGAAAAGACUACUAACAAAACCCUAGGGAAAACCGUCCAUAUUGUAACGGCUUAGGAAUUAUACAUAAUCUCCAUCUUGUAACGGUUUAGGAGUUAUACAAUGUCCUUAGUAGCUUUUAAGGAGUUUCUUUUUUGAAUCUGCUUAUCUUUCCUGAAUUUUUAUAAUCUGUAAGCCUUUGAGAGUGCCAAGGCUGUUUUUACGUUUUCGCUCGGUUGUUUGAAGUUACGCGCAGAUUCUUUAUUGUAACUGUAAUAGUCUAGCAAUAUAGUAAAAUCAUGGUGGAUGCCGAACUUGCUAGGAUGUUACAAGUCAUAACUCAAAGGUUAGAGACCAUGAUACAUGUGCAUCAAGGCGACUCAAAACCUUAAAAUUAGAUGAUAUUUUCAGUUACUGGAUUUGGAUCAUCUUAAGAUUUAGGGUUGCUCAAGCCCAAGUUUGUCACUUAGUUUACGUAGGAGUAUGAUUGACGCCCAUUUGGAGAUGCUUUCUUGUCGCUACCUUAGAACAUGGAUGUCUGAAACAUGGAGAAGAUGGCGUGUGUUUGUUAAUGCCUCUUUUAUUUGCUAAGUGUGCUUGAUAAUAUUUUGUAACAAGGCUUAGAGGAGUUAGUAGCUUCCUCAUGAAGGCCGUUUGUUUUGUAUGAUUAAGAGAGUUUUAAUCUCAUAUUUCGCUCAUCAUUUACCGCACAUAACAACUUCUUGAUGAUGCGUUAGAGGGCUUGAAUAAGGAGAUUGUAUAACUCCUUAACCGUUACAAUAUGGACGGUUUUUCCUAGGGUUUUGGUGACAGUCUUUUCAUAAUAUUAGUGCUCUCAUUUACUUUAUAUAGAGAGCUAAUUGUAAUAAGAAAUCAACUUUGAGUGAUUAUAAAAAAAACCUUUUAUACCCCAAACCAUUGAGUUUGUCCUUAUUGUUUGGUAACCAUCCUAGUUCCGAGUGUUUUCCAGUGUUCUUGUAUGUAUUCUUGGGUCCUUGAGUUUAGAUACAUCAUCCAACAAUUUGGAGGGUGUCUUUAGACUUACAUCAUCUGGUAUCGGAGAUAAGAUUCAUCGUAAAAAUCACAUUUUGGUGGUAAAACAAAAUGGUCAGAAUUCAUCCAGUUUUUCACCUGACUUUGGAGGAGGAUUUCUUUGGCUAAAGGAGUUCAAAUCGGGUGUUUCCUUUUUCAAAUCUGAAGAUUUUUUCUAGGUUACUCAUAAAUUUUUUCAGAUUUUUUUAAAUAUAUUUAUAGCUAUCAAACUGGGCGCAUUUGUUCGGACCGCGACAAAACGGAAGGAAAACAACACACUGGAUUUCAGACUAAGAUUUGUCCUUCAUUCGGACAGCUUUUAAGGAGUUUUUUUUUUCGACUUAUUUUUCCCCGAAUUCUAAUAAUAUGUAAGCCUUUAAGAGUCUCAAUGUUAUUUUCAGUUUCGAGAACUUGUUAGAGGUAGACUCGGCAUCUUGUUCACCUGCAAAUCAGACUUAUAUUUUCUCGUGCCUCUCCCUGAGAGUCUCUUCUCGAUGUGAGCCUUGAAAAAGGUUCUAAGUUUUGUUAGUUUUCAUCACUUGUAAUUGUAAUAUUUCUAGCA
Messenger RNA from Beta vulgaris subsp. vulgaris (sugar beet), 3779 nucleotides. Its product is annotated as 4-diphosphocytidyl-2-C-methyl-D-erythritol kinase, chloroplastic. Gene Ontology annotation, molecular function: 4-(cytidine 5'-diphospho)-2-C-methyl-D-erythritol kinase activity; ATP binding. Gene Ontology annotation, biological process: terpenoid biosynthetic process. The transcript has 13 exons. The coding region runs from base 295 to 1509 and encodes 404 amino acids. The record is from RefSeq and is a predicted model, not a curated record. NCBI's taxonomy places the organism in Eukaryota, Viridiplantae, Streptophyta, Magnoliopsida, Caryophyllales, Amaranthaceae. Gene Ontology annotation, cellular component: chloroplast.